Pseudomassariella vexata is the source of this 1610-nucleotide messenger RNA. Its product is annotated as Indoleamine 2,3-dioxygenase. Gene Ontology annotation, molecular function: indoleamine 2,3-dioxygenase activity; heme binding; metal ion binding. The coding region runs from base 157 to 1506 and encodes 449 amino acids. The record is from RefSeq and is a predicted model, not a curated record. Gene Ontology annotation, biological process: 'de novo' NAD+ biosynthetic process from L-tryptophan. Gene Ontology annotation, cellular component: cytoplasm. The transcript has 2 exons. Lineage: Eukaryota; Fungi; Ascomycota; Sordariomycetes; Amphisphaeriales; Pseudomassariaceae.
GGUCAAUCUAGAAAGUCAAAAUGUUGGACUUUUGUGGUUCAAAGUGAUAAAAUAUCUGGCAGCCUUUCCUUCAUUGCCAUCGUAUCUUCUACAGCAGGAAAGCUUGUACAAACAGUCUCCCUAAACGUUCACAACUUCUGUUUGAAAUCCACAACCAUGUCCCCACACGCUGUUCCUCCGUCUACACUCGAUUCUCAUACCGCUACCGACGAGUACUUGUUGAACAAAUUCGCAGUCACCUGUAAUGGGUUUCUUCCCGCAGACGCGCCCCUGAGUGUACUACCAAGCGACCACUACCAGCCCUGGGAGCAAGUUAUACAACAACUACCGGUAUUAUUAAGUAAUGGAACUCUCAGAGAGAGGAUCGAAGCUCUGCCAGUACUUUCCACCGAGUACUUAUCCGCAUUAGCGGAAUGGCGGAGAGCUUACGUUAUAAUGGCAUUUUUCACUCAUGCAUACGUUUGGGCGGGACCGAAGGCAGCUGCAAACCUGCCGGCAUCAAUAUCUAUACCGUUUCUCAAAAUUUCACAAUUUCUCGAGCUUCCGCCUAUUCUGGCAUACGCCGCCUCUAACCUGUGGAACUUCACGAGCACUGGCUCGGAUUUUACCGACCUGAAAAGCAUCCGAUGCCUACAUACCUUUACGGGGACGGACGAUGAACAUUGGUUCUUCAUGGUCUCGGUGGCUAUGGAAGCUCAAACUGCAUGCAUUAUUCCGGUGAUGAUGCGAGCUCUCGAAGCCGUUAAGAGUCGUGACUAUGCCAUCAUCACCAACGCACUGGAAGAACUGAGUUCAUGUAUCGAAAAGGUCGGGGCUUUACUGGAACGCAUGUACGAGGGUUGUGAUCCGGACGUGUUUUACCACCAGAUCCGCCCCUAUCUAGCCGGAAGCAAAAACAUGGAAGCCGCCGGCCUGCCCAACGGCGUCUUCUAUCCCGAAACAAAAGACGGGAAAGGGAGCUGGAAGCAACUACGCGGCGGAAGCAACGGGCAAAGCUCCAUCAUCCAAUUCUUCGACAUCGUGCUGGGUGUGCAGCACAAGCACGAGGGCACAACGAACCCGCGCAGAACGGAAACCGACCAACCUCCUAAGGCGGGACCGACCUUCCACGAGGAAGUCCGCGAGUAUAUGCCAGGUCCCCACAAGCGCUUCCUGAUCCACGUGUCGCGCAUGGGAAGCAUACACGAGCUCGCGCUCAUCCCGCCGACGACGACGGAGCAGGAGCAGUUCUGCGCGGCGUAUAAGCGUACGACGGAGACAUUGGGGGAGUUUAGGAAUAAGCACAUCAAGCUGGUUACGAUGUAUAUUGUGCUGCCAUCAAAACGGGCUUCGUGCCGGGGAGUACAGAAGCAGAACUUGGCGACGGCUUCGUCGACAAAGAUGGCGGCCGAUGGAGAGGCAAACAAGGCGGUAGAGUUGAAAGGCACGGGUGGGACGACUUUGAUACCCUUCUUGAAGCAGUCGAGAGAUGAGACCUUGGAGGCGGGGGUGCUUAGGGCAUCAUAGUGUAGACUUACUAACGGCCGGAGAGGGGUGGAAUGUAAAACUUAGCCAGCGUGUCUGCUCAAUCUCAAAGAAUAAUUACUAUAUUACCACAGUAAACAUCUUAG